AUGUAUGCCUCACGUAGUGCCUUAAAAAGCGAAAUCCAAGGAGCUAAUGGCUGCCUGGGGACACAUGUGGCAUAUCUGAACAAGCAUCCUAAUUUGAUCAGCACCUCUUCUCGCAUAAAUAGACAAGCAGCCGCUCUAGAAGCGUUCAGUUAUGAUCCCUGUCUACGCCGUACUUCUGCUAUGCAGCAUAACGCAGCUAGUGAGAAUGAGGUGUCAAGUGACUGCUGCACAGGCGGAAGCACGUCGGACUUGUGCCAGUUGUUGAAACUGCUCUCCAGUUCGGAACAGGCUGAAGCACGGCAGUAUCUCGGUGAGAACUGUGAGGGACAUACCAGCGAGCUGGCCGGCAAAACAGAAAAAAGAAAACCGAAUUUCAUCCGCUUCGGCAGGGCUGCUGGUACAUGUUGCUUCUCUUUCAAACUGACCAACACAAUAUACGUGUCGUCACCAACUGUAUUCAGCGAAAAAGGCGUUGAUCCAAACUUCCUGCGAUUUGGACGUGCUCCAGGCCGGACGAUGGAUCCAAAUUUUCUGAGAUUUGGAAAAUCCAUGGAGCCAAAUUUCCUGAGAUUCGGGAAACGAUUGGAACUAAGCGAACCGAAUUUCCUGCGCUUUGGCAGAGAGCCCAGCGAGGAAUUCAACCGUCAGUAUCGAAAGCCAAAUUUUUUGCGUUUUGGUUAA
Molecule: messenger RNA, 681 nt
Organism: Gongylonema pulchrum
Lineage: Eukaryota; Metazoa; Nematoda; Chromadorea; Rhabditida; Gongylonematidae
Source: the annotation of a GenBank genome assembly